Messenger RNA from Ictalurus punctatus (channel catfish), 2121 nucleotides. It is a transcript of the gene mob3c, whose product is annotated as MOB kinase activator 3C. The record is from RefSeq and is a predicted model, not a curated record. Lineage: Eukaryota; Metazoa; Chordata; Actinopteri; Siluriformes; Ictaluridae. Gene Ontology annotation, cellular component: cytoplasm; nucleus. Gene Ontology annotation, biological process: positive regulation of protein phosphorylation; signal transduction. The transcript is spliced from 4 exons. Gene Ontology annotation, molecular function: protein kinase activator activity. Bases 404 to 1054 code for a protein of 216 amino acids.
ACACACAUACACACACACACACACACACACACACACACACACACACACAUACACACAGAGUCAGGCAGUAGGGGCUGUCUGACAAAAUCAGGAUAUGACAUCAUUCACAGGAAGAAAAGCCAAACAACUUUUCUCUCUGCUUAUCGAGUCUUAUUUGUUUUCAGACUGCUCAGGUUUUCUGAUGAGUUACUGAGACCAAACUCUUUAGACAGCGGUGCAAUCCGUGUCCUCUGGCUGCGAACUGGAGGCAGAGAUUUUCUCCUGAGCUUUCCCAUAGUUCCCCACAGCAUUCCAAGCAUUCAGGACGGGACUUGAGCCAGCAUCACCAGUUGAUGAAACAGGAGACUUCAUCUAUCCUGACGUUUCUGCUGGAGAUUCUUCUAUUUGCACAAGCUGUAGAAGCAUGGCUCUCUGCCUUGGUCAAGUGUUCAGCAAAGACAAGACGUUCAGGCCUCGGAAGCGCUUCGAGCCUGGCACGCAGAGGUUCGAGCUGUAUAAGAGAGCCCAGGCAUCACUGAAGUCAGGCUUGGACCUCAGGAAGGUGGUUCAGCUGCCUGAUGGAGAGAACAUUAAUGAUUGGAUUGCUGUGCAUGUGGUAGAUUUCUUUAACCGCAUCAACCUGAUCUAUGGAACAGUUAGCGAAUUCUGCACAGAGAGAAGCUGCCCUGUCAUGUCUGGAGGCCCUCGCUAUGAGUACAGAUGGCAGGAUGGAGACCAUUACAAGAAGCCCACCAAACUCCCAGCCCUCCAGUAUAUGAACCUGCUGAUGGACUGGAUUGAAUCGCUCAUCAACAAUGAGAAUAUCUUCCCUACACGCAUAGGGGUUCCUUUUCCGAAGAACUUCCAGCAGGUCUGUAAAAAGAUUCUAAGUCGGCUCUUCCGUGUGUUUGUGCACGUUUACAUCCACCACUUUGACAGUGUCUGCAACAUGGGAGCUGAGGCUCAUGUCAACACCUGCUACAAACACUAUUACUACUUCAUCUCUGAGUUUAGUCUCAUUGAACACUCCGAACUAGAGCCACUGAGAGCCAUGACAGAGCGAAUCUGUAACUGAAGCAGGUGGACAGUGAAGUAACACCUAAAGGCAGACUGCCGAUGUUCAAACACCAAUGGUCCAAGCAUCUCGUAUUCUUAAAUCUUCAUUUUUAAUAUAUUUGACCUAAGGUUCGCCUUGUUGUAUUAGGAUAUUAUCCUACUAAAUGAGCCUAAGUAGAGCUGUAGCCGACUUGAUAUUCCAAAAAAAUGUGGGGUUUUUUUAAUGGUUAAAAUAUGCUAUAUGAGCCAAUAUCCUAUUUUUUUUUUUUUUUUUUACACAUCAGACUGCAAAAGAACCUUAAAAUAUAUAGGAUCAUAAAAUAGUUGCCAUUUUCUCUCACUUUUAUACACUGUUUAAAACUACAAAAUGUCAGCCAGUGUCUGAAAACUUUUAUACACUCUAUAUGUGAAAGCUAAAUGAAGUUUUUAUGCAGCAUGUUUACAUAUCUAACAUUUGAAAUCUGACUCGGAAAUACUCAGUGUUAUCAUGUUUGCCCCUGAGGAGUAUACUGGCUUAUCCUUUGUGCUUCUGAAACUGUGCUGGGGCAUGUUAAACGCCCGGGCAGCUUGAAACAUGACAUUCUUGUUGAGUCUAAUGCAAAUACCACUGCCAAUGUGGUAUUUAACUAUAUAUAUAUAUAUAUAUAAAACUGUGCCAUUUCUCUUGCUUGUAUCAUAGAUUUUAUGUGAAUGUGUACUGCUCUUGUAUUAUUUUAUUUAUACAUCAUUUUACAUAUAAAUUAAAUCAUUAUCCUAAGAAUUUAUUUUAAAAAAAACAAAAACACAAACAAACACCUGAACAACCAAGCAAACUGUUUGCUUAAUCUUUCUGUUAUUAGUCUCAAAGUUAUUGCAUCUUUAAUAAUACAGCAGCAUGCACAUGAAGUCCUAUCACUCAUUUAUAUCAUAAUUUAUUUUCUGGCUAUUAGACGUUUACAGUUCACUGUAAAUAUAAAGAGAGCAUGCAAGUGUCAAACAAAUACAAACAGACAUGUAAAGGAAGACAGGUGAUGAACUGAAAUUUAUGGCCCCCUGGUGUCCAAAAGUUGUGUAUAUUUCCUGUGUAUAAAGUAUUUCAGAAACAUC